Messenger RNA from Salvelinus namaycush (lake trout), 2161 nucleotides. Its product is annotated as probable E3 ubiquitin-protein ligase TRIM8. The transcript is spliced from 6 exons. Gene Ontology annotation, molecular function: zinc ion binding. NCBI's taxonomy places the organism in Eukaryota, Metazoa, Chordata, Actinopteri, Salmoniformes, Salmonidae. The record is from RefSeq and is a predicted model, not a curated record. The coding region runs from base 71 to 1591 and encodes 506 amino acids.
ACUAACUUACCUAGUUAUCGAAGAGAGUGCACACGUUUUGGUUAUAUUCUGAACCGUACAUUUGUUGGGCAUGGAGGUCAUAUCUCUUGACGAGGAGCUUCUUUGCGCCGUCUGCCGUGACAUAUUUGUCGAGCCUGUGACUUUGCCGUGCGGUCAUAAUUAUUGUGAAGGCUGUGUGAAGCAGUUGAAAAGAUCUGCGGUGAAAGUCGAAAACAUCAAUGCCGAGGGUGGAUUCGAGAGACUGUGUAUAUGUUACACCUGUCCUCUUUGCCUUGCACCUUGCGAUUCAACGUUAAACUUGAAAAAUAACGUUGUACUUAACAACAUAAUUGAAAAGUACCACAGUAAACGUGCAAGCGGUGUCGACUGCACUGUCUGCAAAGGUGAUCAGAGGAUGUUCGCAGAAAAGAGUUGUGUCAGCUGCGAAGAGUCAUAUUGCACCGUUCACAUCAUACCACACUUGGAGAACGCUGUACUGCGCCAACAUGUUCUGGUGAGCCCGAUGGGCGACACUAGCAGACUCUGCAAAGAGCACGGGAAGGAACAGGAACUUUACUGCGAGACAGACCAGACCCCCCUGUGUGCCUACUGCAUGCUACCUGCGGGGGCCAAGCACAGGGAUGGGCACAACGUCGUGAAACUGGCAGAUGCGCUGGAUACUUUAAGGGGGAACUGUCAAGUCAAACUUCAGGGUAUUAAAGAGAGGCUGACUGAAGUAAAGAAUGGCAUGGCAAAAAUUGAUGAAGCUGCUUCGUGUUCCAAGGCCAGUCUGGAGAGGCAGCAAAGUGAGUGCACAGCCUUCCUGCGCAGAAUCAAGCUGUUCCUUGAGUUUGAGGAGCAGGCGUGGCAGAAGAGGUUCUCUGUGGACAUGGUGCAGGAGAGCAGGACCGGGAAGCAGCGGACAGAGGGGCUGAGGAGGCUGCAGGACAGGCUGACACAGGCACAGGACACCCUGCUGAAGACUCAGACCAUCAGUGACCCCCUGGUGCUGCACCAGCUCUUGAAGAAUGAGGAGUGGGCAGACCUGCUUCAAAGGGACGUUUGUUCCCGUCAGAUGGAGAAGCUCAGUAAUUGGAGUGGAACCAAGCUUGUGGCUUCAUCUAGAAUCACCCCCUUAUUCCAGACUCUCCAGAAAACAUUUCAAGGAGAUGUCAUUUUCUUUGCUGAAUUAAGUGCCCACCCCAAACUGAAGUUGGACCCUGACUCUGGCUCUGUGUGGGUGACUGAGGAGGACCAGCGACAUGAGGAACCAUGUUACCUGGAUCGGCCUUACUGUGUGAUGGGAGUCAUUAUCUCCUCCAAGGGUGUGCACAAUUGGGAGGUGGAAGUAGAGGGGCUCUCCUCUUGGGCCCUCGGUGUAGCCUUCCUUGGCCCAUACCAGAUAGCGGUGACCUGCAAGCUCGGCACUGAUGACCAGUCGUGGAGUCUGAGUUACAGCAAGAGCAAGCAGCAGUUCUCUGCCCAGCAUGACUGGCUGGCAUUUGCGUUCCAUGCACCGGACUCCAACCCACCCAUACGGAUCGGGGUCUUUCUGUACCCUGGAUCAGGACUCAGCCAGCCAAACUUACCUCAGACCAGCCUUCUGCCCUAGGCUGAAGGAGGAUGACCAGCCACUGUCGACUAAGCCAAUGAGGGUGCUGCGCCCAGUCUCAAACCUUUAGGCACUACAACCAACGGCAUCCUUCACACUAAUAGUUGCACUAGCAGCUAGCUAACAUACUUUUCUUUUUGUUCCAAAUGCUUAGUUUGAACCACUCACCAUUGAUUGUGUUUGAAAUUAAGAAAAUAUGGAGAACCUGUUUCUAUGUUUUUGUAAAGCCGCUCAAACUGUUACCCAGCUUAAAAUGAUGCUACAGUUUGGCAAAAUCCCAAAAUGUAGUAAGUUGUCUGAGCCUUUGAAUGUCUUGUAAGUGAACUAAUUUAGAUAAAUAUAUGCAGUGUGCAUAACAUCUGAGCAUCAGCAAUGUAUUGUGCCUUUUUCUACAUGUUUCCUACCAGAAUAGACUACCAAAUCUACAAAUGCUUAUUGACAAGUGUUUAGUUUCUAUUUCUUGUGGUCCUCUGUUGGAUUGUUCCUCUAACACUGCAUUAAAAUAACUUGGUCCUAUUAUCAUUGUAUUGUUGUGAUGGCAGCAUUUUAUAAUUGUUGAAUAAAAUAAAU